UAGAGUUUUCCGAGAAAGAGGAUAACAAAUGGCAUGCAAUGAGGAGUGCAUGCCGCUAUGUGUUUGCUGCGCAUAAAUGUUGGUUUUGUUUACGCUGUUGGCAUCAUUGUAGUGUUUCGGUGACUGCUGCAAGUUAUUGUCUGCAUUGCUGUUCUACGGGACGUGAGGGUUGUUGCCGUUGCUGCUGGGAUUGGGAACUCAGCGAUUGUGGGAGCUUUGCUAGUGGGUAUAUAAAAGAGGUGGCUCUUAAUAACCGGUGGGCUUGUGCCGUACUGCUUUAGCUGGAGACUCGCCUGAUCGUUCGGGUUGUGAGACACAACAGCUAGUUCGAUUGAAACCAGCCCAGCGUAGGUAUAUGUUGGUGGGGACCGCUAUGUAGCAUAAAGAUUUGAUGUACUUUGUUUAUAAACAAAAAAGCCGCUGUCAUUUUCCAUCCCCUCUCGCAUCAUCCAUGUCUUAUCAUUAUACUGUCGAAAACGAACCACCUGUCAAUUCCAGCUCCUUGGUGCCCAUAAGGUCCGCUUAAGGGUGUCGGAAUCAGAUAAAUGUCAUAGGAUCGGUGUAGCAUACAUUCGACUUGUUUUAUUAACACCUAUCUUUAUUUACAUUUGAAACUGGUGUCAAAUAAAUGGCAAUGCCAGCAAAGUUAUGUUUUGAAUGUGGAUUUUUGUUUUGAACAUGUUCGCUAGCGAUGGGUCCCAUAUUGUACUCAUGCAAUUGUGGCCAACGACACAGAAUUUUGCUCAACAGACUCAAUGAUGCUACAGAGGUAAAAGAAUCGGAUAAAGCAAUAGAACAGACAAUCGACUCCGCUUGGGAAGACGGCGAUGUUGAGUUCGAUCGAACACUAGUAGCUGUACUUCACACCUUAAAGGGAACCACCGUAGCAGAAGAGAACCUAGAGAACAUGCUGCAAGAGUAUCGAAACGACCGGACAAGUUUAAUAUUCUCUUCUCUGCAUCUCGAUAACCGGAUGUGUUGCUGCCAGAAAGUGUCUCACAAAUUGUCGAUUAUUUUGAACAUGGGUUUAGCUGAAUUGCUUUUCCAAAACCCACCAAACGAACAGCGGUUGCUAGAAAUAUUGGAACAAAUCGAACCAUUUGUGGAUACUUUCAAAGAGGAUGCAAUAUUUGACCAUUUCCUGCAAGACCUUUGGAAUUUCAGUAUGAGCAACGACAAACGAGCUCUUAUUUGCAAACUAACAUCAGUGUCACCUGAAAAUCUCAAUGCUUUAGUUGAAAGAAUAUUAUCUGAAGAACGAGAGAUUAUCUUUCACGAUCCUAAUUUUAGUCGUUUGGCAGCAAUAGUUGUGAUACCAGAGGUUUUUAGACAUGUUAGUUAUUAUUUAGCUGGAAAAAAAACUGAUGAGAGAACGGAAAAAUUGUUGAAGGCUAUUCUUAAAACAGUGAAACUAAACUUACCGACGAAAAAAUUCCUUGGUUUAUACCCAUUAAAAUUGAGUUCAAUUGCAAUUUUGAUGAAUGAAGUAUUGAAUCCAGCCGACCCUCUUAUAUUGAAGUUGCUGGAACAGGUUAAAUCGGAUUGUUAUUUGGAUUUUGUCCUUCUAGUUACUCAUUUUCCAAUAUUUUUGCAUUUCAAAUGACAAUAAAGUAUUUGUUAACAAUUAUAA
Molecule: messenger RNA, 1630 nt
Organism: Toxorhynchites rutilus septentrionalis
Lineage: Eukaryota; Metazoa; Arthropoda; Insecta; Diptera; Culicidae
Exons: 2
Coding region: 692-1603 (303 amino acids)
Source: RefSeq, a predicted model, not a curated record